GCGCGCUGCAAAUCGGCCGAGGCACGCGCGUCGCGUCGCAUCUCAUCGCAAAGAAACGGGCAAUUUCCAGAUCUGUUGCGCAGGUGAUACAGCGGAUGAAUCUGGGACACUAAACAGUCGCCAUGAAGCAUUUUCUAAGGGUGCUGACGCAGUUUCUCUUAUUUCUGUACUGCAAAUGUUUGUGGCGAGGUUUGAAGUUUAUCUUCAGGAAGGUGACAGGACGAUGCGAGCUGCAGCGGAUCUGCUACAACAACAAGCCUGGUGCUCGCCGGACCCUGAAGAUCGAAUCCUCGCUCAAAUGUUCUAAAAGGGAGCUUCUGCAGAAUGCUCUCAGCGUUCACCCAGAUGCCGUUGAAAAGACCAUAGAUGACAUCAUGGCCUUGAAAAAGAUCAACCCUGACACAAAUCCACAGCUGGCCAUCUCUCUGCAGGCGAGCCUCUUCCAGAUUGUGGGCUACAGGAACUUGGUGCUGGAAGUGGAGAAGUUGCGCAGGGAGCCAUACGACUGUGAAAAUCCCGAUCAUGAAGAGAUGCUUAUGAAGCUGUGGAAGACACUCCGUCCUGAUUCUGUCCUUACUGGACGCAUCUCUAAGCAGUGGUGUGAAAUUGGGUUCCAAGGCAGUGACCCCAAAACUGACUUUAGGGGCAUGGGCUUAUUGGGUUUACACAACCUACUGUAUUUUGCGGAGCACGACAAGGCCGCCGCUCUUCAAGUGCUGCAUGACUCUCUGCAGCCCAAACACAGGAACAUUUCCAAAGAGGAAGCCAGUAAGAUGAGCAAAGCUGAGUGGGAGAAGCAGAAAUUAGACAAAGCUAUUGGAUACUCCUUUGCCAUCGUCGGCAUCAACAUCACGGACCUGGCCUACUCGCUGCUGGUGAGCGGAGCUCUGAAGACUCAUCUGUACAACGUGGCACCUGAGAUGCCCAGCCUCAUGCACUUCCAGCAGACCUUCUGUUAUCUGAUGCAGGACUUUCACCGAUUCUGGAUUGAGGAGGACCCGUGUGACAUCAUGGAGUUCAACCGAGUGCGCACCAAGUUCCACAAGCGCGUCCUGAGGCAGCUGAAAAAUCCAGACAUGGCCCUGUGCCCUCAUUUCACUGCCUCCGAUCUUCACCUCGUCAACCUGUAGUUCCUCACCUCAUCCCACACCUCUGACCUCUUCCCAUUCUUCACUUUGUCUAAGCUUUCUGUCAUCACUGCCGACUGGACACACACACACACACAGACACAAUGUCAGUAUUUAUGGCUGCGCUGCUUUCUCUGUCAGACACGUAGAAAGCUCAAUUUUUACACGCCAUUGUACACGAACAUUAUCUCGAUAGAAUUUAACACGCCGUUAUCAACAAUUCAGACGUGCAAAACACUACAGCGUCAUAAAUAAAAGUGUUUCCUAUCUGAUUAGACAAUGUGAAUAUAAGCUUCCGGUAAAGCUAAUAGAGAUUCAGCCAAAUGGACAUGGUGAUGGACAGUCAGUGAGGGCUUGUUAAAGCAGUAUCGGAUCACAGCUUGUUGCAGAGACAUUUAUUUCCUUUGUAAUGGACACGUCAUUGACACUGAAAUUUUUUUAAAUUUUAUUUUUGGUUUUAAAGAAAAAAUUCACCUUGGAUGACUAAUUCUGAUUUAAUGGGAUGUUUAAUGCCAUCCAAGGUUUAUGUUUAAAGGUUUAUGAGUGAAAAGUAACUUCUGCCAUCAACAUAUUGGUCUAUUUGUACUUUAGUUGAUGGAUUUCUCCUUUACCCACAAUGCUGUUUGACUUGUGUGUACAUUGUGGCUGCAAUGAGAUUUAGUGGGAUUUUAUUUCUUGCUUGAUCUCUACGUAAGAGGGAGUAGGAAGUUUGUUAAAACAAUUUCAUUUAGUGCAACUUAUUAUUUUUUAGUAGUUUGAAAACUCCAACACAGUGGUCAUUUACAUUCAACCUCAAACACUAUAGAGCUUAGGUUUACUUUCUUAUUAAUACACUACUGUCAACGGUAUCAUGGUCAUAAUCGAGUCUCUGUCAUGAUGCGGCUGCAUUGCAUCCUGGAACCUUGAGUCCAGCGUUUGCACCAGUGUCUCCGCUGCUUCCAUUAUUGUACAUUAACAUGAUGACUGGAAAAUGGUGAAUGAAAAAAGAAGCUCUUGUUCUCCUGGUUUUAAUAUCUUACUUUAAAAGUCUGAACAUUAUCGCAACAGAUUAGCACAGGAAUCACUAAACACGUCACAAAUAUUUUAAUCAGAUAUUCGGUGUCGAGUGAGUUACAGAGCUCCCUAUUGACCAGUAGGUGGAGCUUUAACUCCGAGUCCAUUGUGACACAGUGCACAUGAGCUAACAGAUACCCCAUGCUUAUUUAGGUCAAACGAAUAGAAGCAGUUUACAUUCAGCCAUUUACAGUGUGCUUAGUGUGUGUCGCUCUUAUAUCUCUCAUCAUUUGUGAUUUCUACAUUUUUAUGACAAAUAUUAACCAGAGAAGUUUCCGCUGCCAAGAGUUGUCGAAUUUGAAACUCUGCAAAAUGGUGAUAGUGAACAUUUUGUGAACAUCAUCGUAGACUAUUCAUGAUGCUUUGGUGUUGAUGUAAAGCCAUGAUCAUGGAAUGUUCUAGGUUUUUUUUUUUUUUUGCCACCAAAGCAAUAAAUGACAUUUGGGAGAGUCCUUAGUUUAUUUAUUUGUUUGUUUGUUUGCUGAGUCAUUCUAUUUACUCUGCUACACUUAUAACAAGCAUAAGCAUCUACUUACUAUUAAGAUUUUUUUCUCUCUGUGACUUUUCUUUCUCUGUACAGACCUGGAAACUUGACACUCACAGGGUUUGCACAGUGACUUGUGUUUGCUUGUGAUUUUUUUCAGUUAGUUUAUUUGAAGUAAAAGAAGAAGCCUUAUUUAUAAGCUUUAUUUAUAUAUAUAUAUAUAUUUAUUUUAGCACUGCUCUGUCACUCAAAAACUAAUCUGAGUUUCUUACAAUGUGAAUGUCGCCAGUUUUAGCAGCGUUCAGCAUUUUUUUUUUCUUCAGGACUCAUGCAUUGUGUGGUGUUUUAAGCUAAACUGUAUAAGUACUGACAACCUUUAAAGUUUUAUAAAUGGUUAGGAAUUAGAAGCGCUUGCUAUACAUACUGCUUAAGAUGAAUUAGAUUUUCUCUUGAUAAUGAAGGCUCAUCUGUGUGCAUGGCUGAAUAUUCAUCUCGCUGUCUUUCUCGCUCAUUGGAUUAUUGGAUCAAAAGCUUAUGUCAUGAGAUUAACUUGUGCAGUGUGAAGGGUACUUAAAAAAAAAACAUUAUCAGAGCUAUAUAUGUGAAAUAAAAAUGAUA
Tachysurus vachellii is the source of this 3282-nucleotide messenger RNA. RefSeq names its product ELMO/CED-12 domain containing 1 (gene elmod1). Gene Ontology annotation, molecular function: GTPase activator activity. The transcript is spliced from 12 exons. The coding region runs from base 123 to 1130 and encodes 335 amino acids. The record is from RefSeq and is a predicted model, not a curated record. NCBI's taxonomy places the organism in Eukaryota, Metazoa, Chordata, Actinopteri, Siluriformes, Bagridae.